Phanerochaete carnosa HHB-10118-sp is the source of this 1398-nucleotide messenger RNA. RefSeq lists its product as uncharacterized. Bases 577 to 1131 code for a protein of 184 amino acids. The transcript has 6 exons. The record is from RefSeq and is a predicted model, not a curated record. NCBI's taxonomy places the organism in Eukaryota, Fungi, Basidiomycota, Agaricomycetes, Polyporales, Phanerochaetaceae.
GCUUGCUGCUCGCUGAGCAGCUGCAACCUUUCCGCUCCUUGAUUGAAAAUCGCCGUCCUUACAAUACUUUCUUUCCUUCAAGUCCGCAAGCAUGCUCCUCGCGAAUCUCCUGGCCGGUGUCGUCUUCUCGCUGGCUGUUACGCCCAGCACCGUCGCGAUGCCUUCUCUGGGCAUCUCCGAUGCGGUUGCACGCGAGCUGACCUAUCACCCCGUCGGACGCUCCCUCAAUCCUUUGGAGAUCUCCGUGACUGCUUCGAAGCACAAGAGAAUGACGAAUGCAGAGAGGUUGGCCAGAGGAUUGCCGCUGAAUGUGCCGAUGCGUAGGGCUCCUGGUCGACUGAGGGUGCGCACGUCGCCCACACCAACUAUGAGCGCCUCUGAUACUCCAUCCCCAACACCAACCCUGCGCCGCCUUCAUCCUCUUCGAGUUCUCCUUUCACUUCAUCUUCUGCGCCAUCUGACUCCAGUUCCUCCUCGAGCUCUUCCUCUAGCGUAUCUUCUUCGCCCUCCAUUUCUUCUGCCUCAUCCGCGCCCUCAGCUGUACCGACCUGCACCACUACGAGCGGCAAGAUUCAAAUGCAGUACACGGAUUCCCAAGGUCAGAUACAGAGCGGGUGGCUGUCCGCCUCUGCCAGCGCCUUUGGCGAAUACGCUUUCACUACGAGUGUCGGCCAAGCGAUGCUCCUAGCCUACCAGAUAUGCGAAGGCGACGCUGCCGGAACCCCGGUCACAUUUUUUUCCACCAACGGACCCGCUACUUACCCAUACCUUGCUGGCGUCGUCGGCUUCGCGAGCUUGAACAACGACUUGGGCCCUGACAUGUUCAACUACGUGUACAUCGGUGGCUCUGCUAUGGAAGUCCCGGCCGGACCAGCGCAGUACGAGAAGAAUGCCUUCUCCGAUGCUAGCGGUGCCCGAGAGGGUCUCGAGACUGCUAUAUGGUCCAUCGGCGCCGGAGGAGCGAUUGCUGCCCAGUGGGUCAACACCAACGGCGCUGUGUUCACCCCGCAGAUUGCCUAUAUACCUUCCAGUGGCGCUUUUGCACUCCUCGGCGACGUUUCCCAGUUCAUUACCAACUUUGGCGGUGCAUACCCUGCGACUUGGACGUUUGUCACUAACAUCCAAGAGUAGUUCGAUUGCUUCGUAAAGAGGACUGCGCAGACAGGCCUCAUACUAGGCCAGUUUGCUACUGCCGUAGUCAACUGUCUCAUCGUCAAGCAGCAUGGAUGGAUGCGUUGUGGUCUUUAACAGAAAGGACUUAACAGGAUUGUCCUUUUCUUAUUGCGAGUUCUCUUCGGACAGCUAAGAGUAAUUACACAGUAUACGUCCGCGCCAGGACACACAUAAUGUUCACACAUUGCGCGUAUGUAAUCAGCGCACAUUGUUAAUCAAGUGUGC